AUUCAAUUCACUUCACGAGAUUAGCUAACGCAACUGCUUGCUUCUUAAUCUGCUGGUGCAAUGGAGGACGAGUGGGAAGAGGAGGAACAGUUGGUUGUUGCGGAGCUGUCUGGAAUGAUCAGCACGGAUUUACUCUCCAGUCGACAGGGCGCGUGUAAGAUAGUGGGCAUUGACAGCCAGCAGCCCAUGAUGCAGGUGGGACGGUAUGUGUUCGCCGGGGAAUAUGAGGAUGCCAUCGGAACAUGUGUGAUUUUUGAAGAAGAGCGCCAGGACGAGGCUAACUCUAAUCCUGUCCUUAAAUACAAAUGUCAGACUAUGAAGAAACUGAUGCUGCAGAGGACAUUCCUAUCAGAGAGGAAAGAGGAUGAGCCAGUCUCUAACAGCAUUGAAGUGCUGUCUCUCAAUGAGGGAGAAGUGUUCGGGGGGCGGACGAGUGCAGUUUGUCACUAUCUGGAUCCGUCAGAGACAGAGAAAUCUGUGCUUGAUGAAUCUAAAGAUUGCAUAGGUUCUGAGAUGAGCGAUGAAUCGCCGGAUGAAAUGGAUGAGGCUGGCACUACGCUUUUAGAGGAGACAGUAGAUGCAACAAUGAAUGCUAGCAGCUGUUCUGUACAUCUAAACAAGUAGAGGACGUUGGCUCUUGAAGUUUAGACAGCUAUUUCUGAUAAUGUACAUUUUGCAUUAUGUAAAUACAUGUUCUUUGGUUUUUAAUAAUAGUUGGCUUGUAUUUUGUUUUUUACUAAAAAGAAUCACUUCACAUCAUUGUAUGAUGGCUUCACAUUUUAAGCUACAUGGUAUUUGUCAUCAGUCUUUGAAAAGCAAGGGGCAAGUAUUGAACGCAACCAACGUAAAAGAGACACUGAAGGACCAGAUUAAUAAGAGGGCAAUAAUAAAAAUCAAUUAAUUUUAGGAGUCAAUUAAAUGCAGACAAUCAGAUGUUGACUAGUCAUUUUAGGCUAUGAAUUGCUUUUCUGUAUGGACAAAUGACCAUUUUAGCUUCUUGAACACAGA
Xyrauchen texanus (razorback sucker) is the source of this 1008-nucleotide messenger RNA. RefSeq names its product general transcription factor IIIC, polypeptide 6, alpha (gene gtf3c6). Bases 61 to 624 code for a protein of 187 amino acids. Gene Ontology annotation, biological process: transcription by RNA polymerase III. Gene Ontology annotation, cellular component: transcription factor TFIIIC complex. The transcript is spliced from 2 exons. The record is from RefSeq and is a predicted model, not a curated record. Lineage: Eukaryota; Metazoa; Chordata; Actinopteri; Cypriniformes; Catostomidae.